GUGCUGGAAGCAGGCGGGAUGCAACGCGGCGGCAGCUUGGCGCUGGGGCUCCUCUGCUGGCUGGUGGCCGAGGUGGCCUCCUACACACCCUGGGACUUCUCCUGGGGGGCGCGGGGGGACCCCUCCGCCUGGUCCUGGGGGGCCGAGUCCCACUCGCGGGCCGUGCCCGGCUCGCAGCCCGUGAUGGUGCAGUGCCAGGAGGCGCAGUUGGUGGUGACGGUGCACAGGGACCUCUUCGGCACCGGGCGCCUCAUCAACGUGGCUGACCUGACGCUGGGCCCGGCAGCAUGCAAGCACUCCUCGCUCAACGCCGCCCACAACACCGUCACCUUCGCCGCCGGCCUCCACGAGUGCGGCAGCGUCGUGCAGGUGACGCCGGACGCCCUCAUCUACCGCACACUCAUCAACUACGACCCCAGCCCCGCCAGCAACCCCGUCAUCAUCCGCACCAACCCCGCCGUCAUCCCCAUCGAGUGCCACUACCCCAGGAGGGAGAACGUGAGCAGCAAUGCCAUCCGGCCCACCUGGGCUCCCUUCAGCUCCACCUUGUCGGCCGAGGAGAGGCUGGUGUUCUCCCUGCGCCUCAUGAACGAGGACUGGAGCGCAGAGAGACCCUUCACCGGCUUCCAGCUGGGUGACAUCCUCAACAUCCAGGCGGAGGUCAGCACCGAGAGCCACGUGCCCCUGCGGCUCUUCGUGGACAGCUGCGUGGCCGCCCUGAGCCCCGACGGCGACUCCUCGCCCCACUACACCAUCAUCGACUUCAACGGGUGCCUGGUGGACGGGAGGCUGGAUGACACCAGCUCUGCCUUCAUAACCCCCCGGCCGCAGGAGGACAUGCUGCGGUUCAGGAUCGAUGUGUUCAGGUUCGCGGGGGACACCAGGAACCUGAUCUACAUCACCUGCCACCUGAAGGUGACGCCGGCAGACCAAGCCCCAGACCCCCAGAAUAAGGCUUGCUCCUUCAAUAAAGCCAGAAACACCUGGGUGCCGGUGGAAGGCACCCUGGACAUCUGCAGCUGCUGUGAGACGGGCAAUUGUGAGCCCCCCGCACUCUCCCGGAGGCUCAACCCCCUGGAGCGAUGGCCCGGCCGCCGCUUCCGUCGGGAUGCACCUGAGGGGAAAGAGAUUGAAGCUGACGUGGUCAUCGGCCCCGUGCUGCUCUCGGCGGACCCAGGAGCCAUUGGAGAGCAGCGGGAGGGAGGGGACGGUGCAGCGGUGACGGCGCCCGGCGCAGGGACGGGGCUGGUGUGCGUGGCCGUGGCCGUGGCCGUGGCGCUGGCUGCGGUCGCCGUGGCCGUGGGCAUCGCGCGGAGGGGCUGUGCCCGCGGUUCUGCCGGGGCGUGA
Cygnus atratus (black swan) is the source of this 1347-nucleotide messenger RNA. Its product is annotated as zona pellucida sperm-binding protein 3. The coding region runs from base 19 to 1347 and encodes 442 amino acids. Gene Ontology annotation, molecular function: acrosin binding. Gene Ontology annotation, biological process: positive regulation of acrosome reaction; egg coat formation; binding of sperm to zona pellucida. The transcript is spliced from 9 exons. The record is from RefSeq and is a predicted model, not a curated record. NCBI's taxonomy places the organism in Eukaryota, Metazoa, Chordata, Aves, Anseriformes, Anatidae. Gene Ontology annotation, cellular component: extracellular matrix.